AUGGAUUUGAUAGGGAAAGUUUAUCCACAUUCUUCUAAACAACAUUGUUUUAUCAUUGUGGCAACUGACUACUUUACCAAGUGGGUCGAAGCAGUGCCCAUGAAGUCAGUGCACCAAGAAGAUGUGAUUCGGUUUAUCAAACAACAUGUUAUUCAUAGAUUUGGGAUCCCAGAACCAAUCACAACUGAUCGAGGUUCAGCCCUUGUUGCCAAAGAAGUGCGGGCAUUUGCAGCAGAGUACGGGAUCAAGCUCCUAAACUCAACCCCUCACUUUGCACAAGGAAAUGGUCAAGCUGAGUCGUCUAAUAAGACGCUAAAAGGCAUCAUUGAAAAAAUAGUGGAAGAUAACCCUAGGGUGUGGCAUAAACUGUUAUCAGAAGCACUUUGGGCAUAUAGGACUUCUCAACAGUCAAGCACAGGUGUGACUCCAUUCAUGCUCACCUAUGGCCAUGAUGCAGUUUUGCCUAUGGAAGUGACUGUGCGGUCAAUGAGAUUCGCAUUGCAAAAUAAUUUGACCCCUGCUGAAUAUAAUGAGUCUAUGUUGGUUGAAUUGGAGGACCUAGAUGAAGUAAGGUUAAGGGCUCUUGACCACAUACAAGUUCAGAAGAGGCGAGUAGCAAGGGCAUAUAACAAGCGUGUUAGGGCCAAAAUCUUCGGUGAAGGUGACUUGGUUUGGAAGACUGUCUUCCCAAUGGGUGUGAAUGAUCGAAAAUAUGGAAAAUGGUCACCAAAUUGGGAAGGUCCAUUUAUGGUUUACAAAGUCUUAAAAGGAGGCGCAUAUCAUUUGCAAGAUCUUGACGGGGAAAUACACCCUCGACCGAUUAAUGGCCGAUACUUAAAAACUUAUUAUCCUACAAUGUGGGAGACAAUGGAAAAUAAAACCAAAGAUGGUUAA
This is a messenger RNA of Cornus florida, 894 nucleotides long. RefSeq lists its product as uncharacterized. The transcript has a single exon. Gene Ontology annotation, molecular function: nucleic acid binding. Gene Ontology annotation, biological process: DNA integration. Bases 1 to 894 code for a protein of 297 amino acids. Lineage: Eukaryota; Viridiplantae; Streptophyta; Magnoliopsida; Cornales; Cornaceae. The record is from RefSeq and is a predicted model, not a curated record.